Ostrea edulis (European flat oyster) is the source of this 612-nucleotide messenger RNA. RefSeq lists its product as uncharacterized. Lineage: Eukaryota; Metazoa; Mollusca; Bivalvia; Ostreida; Ostreidae. The transcript has a single exon. The coding region runs from base 1 to 612 and encodes 203 amino acids. The record is from RefSeq and is a predicted model, not a curated record.
AUGAAAAACCUUAUGUAUCGCUAUUUCAUGAAAAACAGAACUUACCGAUUUGUGAAUGUGUUACAAGACUUGGUGAAAAGCUACAACAACAGACCUCACAGAUCUUUGGGUGGUAAUGCCCCAGCCACUGUUAAUCAGGGGAAUGUUGAUGAAAUAAGACUCGAUGCCUAUCUCUCGGGAAAAAAACCAAAAUCGGACCCGGUAAAAAAGAAUGGUAACCUGCUUAAGUCAAAGAAAACAACGAAAAAAAGAGUAAAACCAUUUUUCAAGUUAAAAGUUGGAGAUACUGUCAGAAUAUCACAGCUUAAACACCCUUUUCAACAAGACUACCAACAGAAAUGGACAGAAGAAUUUUUCAAAGUGAGUAAAAGAUACAAAAGGGGUCAAAUACCUGUAUACAAAGUAAAAGAUAUGGCAGACGAUCCGAUAGAAGGCACCUUCUACGAAUCUGAGCUUCAAAAAGUUGUCAAGUCUGAGGAUGUUGCCUAUAGAGUGGAAAAAAUUCUUAAAAGGAGGCGUCGUGGAAAAACCAAAGAAGUGUUCGUAAAAUGGGAAGGAUGGCCGAAGAAAUUCAAUUCAUGGAUUCCAGAAAGCUCUCUGGAAAAGCAAUAA